Molecule: messenger RNA, 984 nt
Organism: Cotesia congregata
Lineage: Eukaryota; Metazoa; Arthropoda; Insecta; Hymenoptera; Braconidae
Source: the annotation of a GenBank genome assembly
AUGAAGGUUAAAAGUAAAAAAACCGAAGCUAAAGUAGCACCUGAUUCAAAAAAUGAAUCCCAAAAAGUAUUGUUGCCAGCCAAAAGAAGGUCUGAUGAAGUGAUAAAAAAGACAAAAUGGAUCAACAGACAGCGAGUUCUAGUACUGGCUUACAGAGGAAUAAAUCUUAGAUCUCGGCAUUUAAUGGAGGAUUUAAAAAGACUUAUGCCCCAUCAUCGGCCUGAAGCUAAAAUUGAACGCCAAAAAAAUCUCCAAGCAAUUAAUGAAAUCUGCGAGGCAAAAAAUUGUAAUAAAGCAAUUUUAUUCGAAGGCCGACUUAAACGAGAUCUUUUCAUGUGGUUCGCCAACGUCCCGAGUGGUCCUUCUGCUAAAUUUCUUGUCGAAAACAUUCACACUAUGGGCGAGUUAAAAUUAACUGGAAAUUGUUUGAGAGGAUCUCGACCAUUGUUAUCUUUUGAUGAAAGUUUUUCAACAGAUAUCCAGUAUGGAGUUUUAAAAGAAUUGCUUACUCAAAUAUUCGGAGUGCCAAAUCAGCAUCCAAAAAGUCAACCUUUCUUUGACCAUGUUUACACCUUCAGUAUCUUGGACAACAGAAUAUGGUUUAGAAAUUUCCAAAUUUUAACGGAAGACGGUGGCUUGGUAGAAGUAGGCCCGAGAUUUGUUUUAAAUCCAGUUAAAAUUUUUUCUGGAAGUUUUGGCGGACAAACCAUUUGGGAAAAUCCUCAUUAUAUUUCACCUGGUCAAUACUUGAGAUCGUUUAAAGAGAAAGCUGGUAAAAAAUACUUGAACCGAAUUGAGCAGAAAGUUGCUCUUAAAAUUAAUAAGCCAGAAACUACUUACUCACUCAAUCCAUUGGAUGAGAUAUUCAGUGGGGAUGUUGAUAAAAAAGCCGAAGAUUUGGAUAAACUUGAAUCCCAGCCAAUUAAAAAACAAAAAGUCCAAAAAGUUACUAAGAAAAAACUGAAAAAAAUUGAUGUUCAAUAA